AUGACAAGAAAAAGCCUAAUUGCCCAAUAUAUCGUGGCACUAUUCUCUGUUGCUAGUGCAACGUCAUUGUUUGAGCCGUUAGCAGAUUUAAGUCCAUUAAAAAGCUUUAGUAAUCCCAGAAGCCUAGUUCAGGAAUUCAAGACUAAAGGUAACACACAAGAGUUUUCAAUUUUACAGUCGCCUUCGAAUGCUGAUUAUGAAUUGAGAAUUAAGUCUGUGGAUCCUUCAAAAUUAGGGAUUGACACUGUAAAACAGUAUUCAGGGUACUUGGAUUACAAAAACUCCAAACAUUUCUUUUAUUGGUUCUUUGAGUCAAGAAACGAUCCCAAAAACGACCCAAUAAUCUUGUGGUUAAAUGGUGGUCCUGGAUGCUCUUCAUUUACCGGCCUCUUUUUCGAAUUGGGGCCAUCUUCGAUCAGCCCGGAAUUGAAACCAAUAUACAAUCCACACUCAUGGAACAACAAUGCCUCUGUCAUCUUUCUAGAGCAGCCAAUCGGGGUCGGAUUUUCUUAUGGGGAUGACAAAGUUACGACAACACAAGCAGCUGGUGAGGAUGUAUACAAUUUUUUAGAGCUAUUCUUCCUGAACUUUCCCAGCCUAAGAUCGAACAACUUCCACAUCGCCGGAGAGUCUUAUGCAGGGCAUUACAUUCCUCAAAUUGCUCAUGAAAUCGCAAUCGUACACGAGGCAGAUGCGACGUUUAAUUUGACGUCGGUCCUUAUCGGAAACGGUAUUACAGAUCCACUAGUUCAAUAUGAUUACUAUCGUCCGAUGGCAUGUGGAGAGGGAGGCCACAGACCUGUGAUUUCGCCGGAAGAAUGUGAGAAAAUGGAUAAACAGGCACCUCGUUGCAGGUUUUUGUCCGAAGGAUGCUACUCAACAGGACUGACAUUUUCGUGCAUUGUUGCUGGCGCAUACUGUGAAAACAUGGCCAUGAAUGCGUACUCAAAGACCGGACUUAAUGUUUAUGAUAUUCGUGGGAAAUGUGAAACUGAUGAGGAUUUAUGUUAUGCUGCAAUGGGCGACAUUGAGAAGUAUUUGAACCAACCUGAGGUCCAGACAGCUCUGGGCUCCGAUGUAAGUCACUAUGAGGGUUGUAACAAUGAUGUAUUUGCAUCAUUUUUACUGACAGGUGACGGAGGUCGUCCCUUUCAACAAUAUGUCUCCGAAAUUCUAAAUAAAGAUAUUCCUGUUUUGAUUUACGCAGGUGAUAAGGACUACAUUUGUAACUGGUUAGGAAACCUUGCGUGGACCAACGAGCUCGAGUGGAAAAAUAACGAAGAGUACCGCUUCCUUCCACUUGCUCAUUGGAAGAAUGAGGAGACAGGUGAAGUUGCCGGUGAAGUUAAGAAUUAUGGAAGCCUCACGUUUUUGAGAGUUUAUGAUGCAGGUCACAUGGUACCAUACAAUCAACCAGAAAACAGCUUAGAGAUGGUAAAUAGAUGGAUACGAGGCGAUUAUUCCCUGGGAUACUGA
Molecule: messenger RNA, 1476 nt
Organism: Lachancea fermentati
Lineage: Eukaryota; Fungi; Ascomycota; Saccharomycetes; Saccharomycetales; Saccharomycetaceae
Source: the annotation of a GenBank genome assembly